Molecule: messenger RNA, 918 nt
Organism: Neoarthrinium moseri
Lineage: Eukaryota; Fungi; Ascomycota; Sordariomycetes; Amphisphaeriales; Apiosporaceae
Exons: 2
Coding region: 1-918 (305 amino acids)
Source: RefSeq, a predicted model, not a curated record
AUGUCACGCGCGUUGAUGAUCACUGGUGCCACCGGUAAGCAGGGUGGCUCAGUGAUAGCAGCCUUGCUCGCCGCGAAGGCCAACUUCCAGGUGCUUGCCGUCACCCGUGAUCCCUCCUCGCCAUCCGCAAAGAGACUGGCAGAAAAGUCAAGCAUGAUCACCCUCGUAGAGGGGAACUUGAAUGAUGUGGAAGCCAUCUUCCGAAAUGCGAAGAAGGCCACCACGCUGCCGAUCUGGGGCGUGUUCAGUGUCCAGACAUUCGCUAUGAACAAGACCGGACCCUUGAUUGAAGAGAAACAAGGUAGAGCAUUGGUGGACGGCGCCCUUCGGCACGGCGUACAGCAUUUUGUCUAUUCCUCCGCGGAUCGCAAUGGCGAACGAUCAUCUGAGAACCCGACCAACGUUCCGCACUUCGUCAGCAAGCACAACAUCGAACAGCACCUCUUCCGCGAAGCCAAGGGCACAGGCAUGGGUUGGACGGUCCUCCGACCCGUGGCCUUCAUGGAGAACUUUGAUGGCGGGUUCGUUGGGAAAGUGUUUGCUGCUGCAUGGAAAAUCACAGUCAAAUCUCGACCACUACAGCUGGUUGCUACGGCCGAUAUUGGCGAAUUCGCCACGAAGGUCUUCAUGGAUCCAGCCAGAUACUCUGGUAAGAGCAUCGCUCUAGCUGGGGAUGAGCUGACGUAUGAGGACAUGAAUGCGGUCUUCAAGCAAAGGACUGGGUCUGAAGUGCCGAAAACAUGGGACUUCCUGGCACGGCUGGCACUAUGGCUGUCAGAAGAGCUCGGGACAAUGUUCACUUUCUUCGAAAAGGAAGGCUUCGGUGCCAACGUGCAGGAGUUGAAGACGAUCCACCCGGACUUGACGAGUUUCAGCUCGUGGCUGGACAAAUCCCCCUACGUCCGCAAGGAGAAAUGA